AUGAAUGAGUUAGAAAAUGCGAUUAACUCGACCGCCUCGCCUGCCACUCAGAAUCUGAAGGCUUCACCAUUUAUGGUCACAUUUUCCAUAUUUUACGUCAUCAUCAUCAUCGCCUCGCUCCUAGGGAAUUUCAUAGUUUUUGUGGUCAUACUCAGCACCAGAUCCCUGCUGCAAUCCAUCAACUCUAGCUUCGUCCUCUCCCUGGCAGUUUCUGAUCUGACAACAACUUGCCUGGUGAUGCCUUUUGACCUAGAGCGCAUUAUUUCAUUCAAACUCUGGAGACACGGCGAGAUCAUAUGCCAAGUAUGGACAACAACUUACCUACUUGCGGUGCCCACGUCCAUUCUAAGCUUGUUGGCUUUGGCAGUUUAUCGAUAUCGACUCUUAAAAGACCCUCUAGAUAUCUACAAAUCCUCACCGCUGAUGACUCGCAGGCGCGCCUUUAUAGUCGUCUGCUGUUUAUGGGCAUACUCCACGCUCUUCUCACUCGCCCCAGUCUUUGGCUGGAAACGGAACCCAAGAAGUGUAAAUCACGGAUACUGUCAUUUCAACGUCUCUCUGAUUUAUUCAGUCUUGAGUUCGAUGAUAAAUUUUGUGACACCAGUUAUAAUCGCUUCUUUCCUGAACUGUAAAAUGUUCUGCCUUGCAACCAAAAGGUUGCAACCUCCAAAAGCUGGCCGCAGAAAUGGCAAAAUUCAACAAAACCCAACGAGACCAAGUCCAGUCCAAGACGGCGCCAACUCACCCCCAACAGAACAACAGGUCAUUGAAUCGAUGCGAUCACAACAUGAAGCCAUCCUCAUCAGAAAAUUACAACGACGCAACACCCGUGCAGCAGCCAAGACAACAUUUCUGAUCGUGUUCUCGUUCGUGGUCUGUUGGCUACCCUUCUCAUUUCUGAGUAUCAUUGCAACUCUGUGCUUGACUUGUGCUCGAAAGAACCCAUCCUUUCUCAUGGAGAUCUUUCUUAUGAUGGGUUAUCUUAACUCAGCCAUUAACCCCGUUUUGUACAGCUUUCGCAGUUCCGAAUUUAAGAAAGCGGUUAAAGAUUUCAUUAGAAAGAAGCGCCUCUUUCGAGUUGAUCAAAUCAGGACCAAGAACACGUACGCUAUAGAAAGGCGGACACCAACUCUACAAAAUAUACCUUCCACUGACGAUUUUGGAGUCAAUUUGAAAUUUUAUAAUCGAUUUGAUAGUGCUAAGGGGAGCUGUGAGGCCGCAGAAAUGGUAAAACUCAUCAAAAUCGAACGAGACCUGAUCCAAUCCAAGACAACACCAAUUCAUUCGCAACAGGAACCACAACUCGUCAAAUCGAUGCGAUCACAACACGAAGCCAUUCUCAUCAAGAAAUUACAACGACGGAACAUUCGCGCAACUAAGACAACGUUUCUGAUCGUGUUCUCGUUCGUAGUCUGUUGGCUGCCCCACUCAUUUCUGAGUAUUAUUAGCGCUCUGUGCAUGUCAUGUGCUAUCAAUGUCGCAAUGCAUCCAAAAUUGUUUACCCUCUUUGUCAUAUUAAGGUAUCUUAAUUCAGUCAUUAAUCCCGUUUUGUACAGCUUUCGGAGUUCUGAAUUUAGGAGAGAGGUUAAAGAUUUCAUUAGAAAAAGGCGUCCCUUUCAAGGCGCGCAAAUACGGACGGAGAACACGCGCGUUAAGCAAAGGCAUUCAGCAACUCAAGACCAUACCCUCCAUUGA
Stylophora pistillata is the source of this 1695-nucleotide messenger RNA. RefSeq names its product putative G protein-coupled receptor No18. Gene Ontology annotation, molecular function: G protein-coupled receptor activity. Gene Ontology annotation, biological process: adenylate cyclase-activating adrenergic receptor signaling pathway; positive regulation of MAPK cascade. Gene Ontology annotation, cellular component: plasma membrane. NCBI's taxonomy places the organism in Eukaryota, Metazoa, Cnidaria, Anthozoa, Scleractinia, Pocilloporidae. The record is from RefSeq and is a predicted model, not a curated record.